AUGAAUUGCUAUGGGUUUUGUAUAUUUUAGAAAUUAUAUUAUGGAAAUAUGAUUAAUUUACGUAAUAUUAUACAAGUUUUAUUAGUUUCUAUCAUUUAUUGUUCAAAAGUAAUACAAUUAUAUCAAUAAAAUAAUCAUUAAUAGUAGAAUUUCCAAAACUAAACGAACAAUAGUGGAUGGACUUUUCUUUAUAAAAAAUUCUUCCAAAAAUUAUAUAGGAUUGAAAAAUAAAUUAGUUAUUCUUAAAGAAUUUUUAGUGCUUUUGUUUCGGUUUAGAGUUCAGGUAAGAGGGAGGUUAUUUAAAGAAUUUCAAGAAAUCCUAUUAAGUAUUUUCCAAAAUUUCCAGAUUACAAAGAAUGUUCAGUAAUUUUUGAGUUAGAAGGAAAGCAUAAAGUUAUAAAGAAUUAUUUUCAAGAUUAAUAUAAGGAAUAAUUUCUCUAUUCUACAAUAACUUAUCAAACCACUUAUAUACAAAAUUAUUGCAAUACAUAUGAAAUAAAAAAUAAAUUCAGUAAAUAUUAGGAUCAAAGUGAAAUUGUAUAACUUAUAUCUUUUUUUGUUAAUAAUGUUAUUUACUCUCUCCCUUUAUGGAACCUAUAUUCAAAAUUACCUUUUAGAAUUAUUUAAUGCUUCUAAUUGGAAUAUUGA
This is a messenger RNA of Paramecium pentaurelia, 648 nucleotides long. Lineage: Eukaryota; Ciliophora; Oligohymenophorea; Peniculida; Parameciidae. The record is from the annotation of a GenBank genome assembly.